Molecule: messenger RNA, 2430 nt
Organism: Notolabrus celidotus (New Zealand spotty)
Lineage: Eukaryota; Metazoa; Chordata; Actinopteri; Labriformes; Labridae
Product: UDP-glucuronosyltransferase 2B20-like
Exons: 1
Coding region: 7-1581 (524 amino acids)
Molecular function (GO): UDP-glycosyltransferase activity
Source: RefSeq, a predicted model, not a curated record
UCCAGGAUGCUCCCAGUACUCCUGACGGGUCUAUGCCUGCUGUUGCUCAGGCCCACUUGUUGCAGUUGCAGCAAUAUUCUGGUAUUACCCGUUGAUGGCAGCCAUUGGAUCAACAUGGAGUUAAUCCUGCGUGAGCUGCACUCCAGAGGCCACAACAUCACCGUGAUGCACUCUGAUAAGAGCUGGUACAUCCCUAAUAACUCUUCCAUAUUCACUUCUAUUCACAUCGACAUGCUGCACGAUGACGACAGGGAUUUCUACAAUAGAAUGCUUUUAAAUUAUAUAGAAUGCCGCAAGUCAUCAACCUUCAUGCGCACCUUUUGUCAAAACAACUUAAUCGGAUCCAUGUUGGAUCAAGGCCACAGGCUCCUCGCUGAAAACACUGCCAAAAUGUUAGAUGACCUUGAUCUCAUGAAGAAGCUCCAAGACGCCAAGUUUGACCUGAUGCUCACAGACCCUGGCUUGCCAGCAGGGGUUUUUGUGGGUCGUUACCUCAAGCUGCCGAUGGUUUUUAAUGUGCGCUGGAUCAAUACUGGAGAGGCCCAUUUCACCAUAGCUCCCUCUCCUCUGUCCUAUGUACCAGUGCCCGGAAGUGAACUUCACGAUGAAAUGGACUUCCUGGAUAGGAUCAAGAAUAUGUUACAUUAUUUCCAAAACUUGGCUCAACAGCACUUCAUCAUAAACCCUUAUUACUCAGACCUGCUUCAGCGUCACUUCCCCCCUGGAACUGACAUGUUGUCUCUGCAGCUUUCAGCUGAUCUCUGGCUGGUAAGAACAGAUUUCGUCUUUGAGUUCCCUCGCCCCACAAUGCCCAAUGUGGUCUACAUAGCAGGAUUCCAGUGCAAAAAGGCCCGUCCCCUCCCUGCUGAUCUGGAGGCCUUCGUGCAGAGCUCUGGGGAGCAUGGGGUGGUAAUCAUGUCUCUGGGGACGCUGGUGUCGGCUCUGUCUCGUGAGGUCACGGAGGCCAUCGCUGCUGCUUUUGCUCGCCUCCCUCAGAAGGUGGUGUGGAAGUUUGUUGGUGAAAAGCCUUCAUCUUUGGGGAAUAACACACUCUUGGUGAAAUGGCUACCUCAGAAUGACCUCCUUGGACACCCCAAGACUCGUGCCUUCGUAGCCCAUGGUGGCACUAAUGGCAUAUAUGAGGCCAUUUACCAUGGCGUUCCAGUUGUGGGCAUCCCCUUCCUCUUUGACCAGUUUGAGAAUGUCAUCCGGCUGAAAGUGCGCGGGGCAGCCCGGAUGGUGGAGGCAGGAUCACUCACAGAAGAUGAGUUUGUGGAGGCUUUGAAAGACGUCAUCGAGACUCCUUCAUAUCGUAACAACAUGAAGCGUCUUUCACUGCUGCACCAGGACCUCCCUAUGUCCCCCAUGGACACCGCCAUCUUUUGGAUUGAGUACGUCAUCAGACACAAGGGAGCCGCCCAUCUUCAGGCUGCAGGUUUUAGUCUACCUUGGUACUCGUACUUCUGUCUGGAUGUGGCCGUUUUCUUCUUAGUCAUUAUUGUAGCCUUUGUCUGGGCUUCAGUUUCAGUCUGCAGGAUUCUCUGCUGCCGGAAGUCCAGGAGAAAGACGAAAGCUGAGUAAUCGUUCUUCCACAGAAAAAUGUGCCACAGAACUGUAGAUGGAAAAGUCUGGUUUGUGGGAAAUGUCAGGAACAUUCAUGAAGAAGAAAAAAAUCAAAACAUCAGAAGAAGACUUUGAAAGCUUUCAAAAGACUUUCAAAAGACCAAUGUUUGACAUCUAAAGACAAUGUUUCAGCAAGUCACAGGGUUCUUAAUCACAGAUUAAAGAUUUUGCAAAGACUGGAGUUCCUGCAGGAUCACUAACUAGGGGACUAGUCAAUUCAUAACCCUAUUUUGGACAGUAGUUAGCAAACAAGCUAGCCCUAACCUUGCACUGGAGAUUUUAAUGGCUACAACAAUUCUCUCCACUUCUUGCCCUUCCUUCUCCGCUCUACUGGUAUAAUGGGAGGACACGUCAAAGAAGCAUUCUUGACUCUUAACAACUCCCCCAGUUUCUCCUCCUUUUCCACACUCCAGGGAAACCACACACUCUCUCGCCUCCUGGUUUUAAGGCUAGCAUCAGCGGACUUUGGCAUAAUAAAGUCAAGAUUAGCAUUCCAUAAAACUUCUGUGAGGAUCUCUUUUUCUGCGUUGAUCUUCAUGGCCUCAGAGGACAAAGGAGUAUGUCUUAUGACUCUGCUGAUUUUGAUCUGUGAGCCUCUCAGCUAUUUAAAGAGCCUGUGAAUGUAGCUUGUGACCACAUUUAUGAAUAUAGAGAGAGUUCUAACUGUUUCACAACUGAUGAGAUAAUACUAUACAACGUGUAACAGUAAAAGUGAAUUGUGAUAUUACAGUUCCAUUACCUUUCAUUUACCUUUGCAAAGGAUUGACGUUUUACAUCUCUUCUGCUCUUUCUGUGCGCAUACUUUUG